Molecule: messenger RNA, 967 nt
Organism: Mus pahari (shrew mouse)
Lineage: Eukaryota; Metazoa; Chordata; Mammalia; Rodentia; Muridae
Product: olfactory receptor 2AT4-like
Exons: 1
Coding region: 1-966 (321 amino acids)
Biological process (GO): G protein-coupled receptor signaling pathway
Cellular component (GO): membrane
Molecular function (GO): olfactory receptor activity; G protein-coupled receptor activity
Source: RefSeq, a predicted model, not a curated record
AUGGAAAACAUAGCCUGUAAUGGGUCAGAGAACUCUCAGACCAGCUUCUACCUUACAGGCAUCCCCUCUCUACAAAAAUCGCUCUUCCUUCCUGUCUUCUUCAUCUUUCUCCUCCUCUACCUGCUCAUCCUGGUGGGGAACACCCUGAUCCUGGUGGCUGUGGUGGCCGAGCCCAGCCUCCACAAGCCCAUGUACUUCUUCCUAAUCAACCUCUCAGCUCUAGACAUCCUCUUCACCACAACCACUGUCCCCAAGAUGCUGUCACUGCUCCUGCUGGGGGAUCGCUUCCUCAGUUUCCCCGCCUGCUUCCUGCAGAUGUAUUUGUUCCACAGCUUCUCCUGCUCAGAAGCCUUCAUCCUAGUGGUCAUGGCCUAUGACCGCUAUGUGGCUAUCUGCCGUCCUCUGCACUACCCCGUCCACAUGACCCCACAGACAAACACUGCACUGGCAGCCAGUGCCUGGAUCACCGCCCUCCUCCUGCCUAUCCCAGCAGUGGUACAGACUUCCCAGAUGGCGUUUGACAACAUUGCCUACAUCUACCACUGCUUCUGUGACCACCUGGCCGUGGUCCAGGCCUCCUGUUCAGACACCAGUUCCCAGACGCUCAUGGGCUUCUGCAUCGCCAUGGUGGUGUCCUUCCUCCCCCUCCUCCUGGUGCUCCUCUCCUAUGUGCGAAUCCUGAUGUCAGUGCUUCGGAUCAACUCCAAGGAAGGGCGUUCCAAAGCCUUCUCCACCUGCAGUUCCCAUCUCCUGGUGGUGGGCACCUACUACUCAUCCAUUGCCAUAGCCUAUGUGGCCUACAGGGCUGACCUCCCUGUAGACUUCCACAUCAUGGGCAAUGUAGUCUAUGCAAUUCUCACCCCUGUUCUCAACCCUCUCAUCUACACUUUGAGGAACAAAGAUGUCAAGGCGGCCAUCCUUAAAAUGACAUGUCACCAGGAUCCAAAGAGUACUGGAAAGCCCUAAA